Diabrotica virgifera virgifera (western corn rootworm) is the source of this 2310-nucleotide messenger RNA. RefSeq names its product CLIP domain-containing serine protease HP8-like. Gene Ontology annotation, biological process: proteolysis. The coding region runs from base 39 to 956 and encodes 305 amino acids. The transcript is spliced from 5 exons. Gene Ontology annotation, molecular function: serine-type endopeptidase activity. Lineage: Eukaryota; Metazoa; Arthropoda; Insecta; Coleoptera; Chrysomelidae. The record is from RefSeq and is a predicted model, not a curated record.
UGGACAGCCAUGCUUAACAUCUACUUUGGUUGGCUGUGAUGAUGAUUAGAAACACGUCUUCUCAAAUUGUAAAAAAACUACUUCCAUCUUUCAAUUCCAGCAUUUUAACGAGAAGUUCAGCCAUUCCUGAUAGAAAAAUUUGUGGUUUUCAGGCGUAUAAGGAACCAAAAAUAUUCGGUUAUGGAGGAAUGGAAGCGGGUUUAGAAGAAUUUCCUUGGAUGGCUUUGCUUGGUUACACGACGCGUUUUGGUAAAUUAAAGUGGUCUUGUGGAGGCACCCUAAUUAGUUACAGGUAUGUCUUGACAGCGGCGCACUGUGUGACAGGCGAGGUUGGAGUCAAGGUGGGACAAAUUACAUACGUCAAAUUGAGCGAACAUGACAAAUCUAAGGAAAUAGAUUGCGACAACGAAGGUUUUUGUAACGAAAAAGCUGUAACUGUUGGGAUUGAGCGUUUGUCGUUUCAUGAAAAGUAUGAUGCCAAUGACAAAACUAGUGGUAAUGAUAUAGCGAUAAUAAAACUAAACCAAACAGUUAAAUACACAAACUUUAUUAGACCAAUCUGCCUUCCCGAACCAAACGAAGAAUCAAGCAGAAAUGACCGACUUAUGAUAGCUGGUUGGGGUCUUACAGAACAUGGUGAUACCAAUGUGAAAAUCAAGGUUGAAUUACUUUUUCGUAUGAGAGAUGAAUGUAUGACUGCUUACAGACCAAUAGGACUUAUAUUAAGUGACUCCCAAAUAUGCGCUGGAGGAAAUUAUGGAAAAGAUUCCUGUAAAGGUGACAGUGGAGGUCCUUUGAUGAAAAGGUCGAUUCCCAAUCCCUUCCAGUGGUACCAAGAAGGAAUCGUGUCAUUUGGAAAUAGCGAUUGUGGUACAGCAGGAUUACCUGGAGUGUAUACAAAAGUUUCGAGAUUUUUAUCUUGGAUUCAUAGUCACAUUAUAGGGGAGUGCAAUUAGAACGAAAAGAUACAAUGUUUCGGAAAAAAUCAAACAAGGUUAUAUUUUUCUAAAAAUUUUUUUGUUAGUUUAUAAAUAUGUUAAAGUAAAAAGUUCUACUCACAAAUUUCGCCGCUAAUUGUUUAUUAAUUGUUUAAACAGUAACAAUUGUUUUGUAUAAAUAAUGUUAAGAAUAUGGGUGAAUUCAACAUUUUAUUUUGAUAAAAAAUGUUUUUAUUUUAGUUUUGAUUAUGCUGAACCCGAAUCUGACAUUACAAUUUGCAAAUUCAAAAUGGCGGAUUCAAAAUGGCGGAUUUUACUCUAAAAAUCCUUAAAAAGCAGUUGUAAAAUCCGAAUUUUUUUUAUAAAACGUGUUUGUUUACAUAUAUGUGGAUAUUUUUGAGAGGUUGCUGAAUCUGAAUCACAUUUUGAUGAUUUAAAUUAUAAAAUGGCAGAUCCAAAAUGGCGGAUAACUUAAAAAAUAGUUGUAAAAUCAUAAUUUCUUUACAAAAUGUAUUUAUUUCUACAUAUAUUUAUUUUUGAGAGCUUUGAUAAACCUAACUUAAAUGUUAACAUUAUAAGCUAUAAAAUGGCGGAUCCAAAAUGCGGAUUUUCUAAAAAGAACAUAAAAAAGAACAUUUUUCUAAAACAUUUAUUGUCUUUAUUUUUAACAGGUUGUUGAAUCUGAAUUAAAGAUUAAAAUUAAAAUUUCAAAAUGGCGGAUCCAAAAUGGCGGAUAUUUAAAUGAAAAACAAGUAGAAUCCAAUCAAACAAAUAUGGAAUUUUAUUCUUAAAAAAAAGAUAAACAAAUAAUUUUCACAAUAAUAUUAAAAAUUAAAAUGUAUUAGAAAGAAACAACAAAUUAUUCAAAAUCUAUCUCUUCAAUAUUCAAAAAAUUGUUUAAAUGGGAUCAUAAAUAAAAAAGUUAUUCUUAGUAAAAUGCUCUGCAUAUUCUAAAACUUUAAAUGCAAUCAAAAAAUAUCAAUUUUUAUCAAUUUUGUACAAGAUAUGUCAAUGAAUAAAAAUUUCAGUUAGGAGUAAAAUACCUAUAUUUUUCAUAAUACUGAAAAUUCUUAUUAUGGGAAGUUGUCCAGAAUUAAAAACGAUGUGUCAAUAUGCAAUAACACUCUUCUAAUCGAAAUAUUGUGAACUAUAAAGCUACAUAUUUAUUGCGCGAAAUAUAAUUUUUUAAUAAAAUCAAUGGAAAAAUCCCAAUAGUGGGCUGUAUACCAUAGUUUAAAAAACCUAUACAGAAGUAAAAACUUCAAAUUGUAUUUUGGUAUAAAAUAGUUUAUUUAAAACUUCUAAAAGUCAUCCACAUGGAUUGCAAAACGUUUUCGUUCUGAACAGAACAUCUUCAGUGCAUUCCGCAAAG